Messenger RNA from Triplophysa rosa, 2293 nucleotides. RefSeq names its product interferon gamma receptor 2 (gene ifngr2). Lineage: Eukaryota; Metazoa; Chordata; Actinopteri; Cypriniformes; Nemacheilidae. Bases 329 to 1252 code for a protein of 307 amino acids. The transcript has 7 exons. The record is from RefSeq and is a predicted model, not a curated record. Gene Ontology annotation, molecular function: protein binding.
UCGUCCGUGGGCGGGAACGGAAGACGGAAGUGAAAAGACCUCACGGUGUAAAUUUGUUAGGGCUCCUGCAACGCUCAGUUUUUAAGUGACAGUCGUAUUAAUUAUCGGUCUUGUAAUGGGUUUUACCGGUAUGUAUAUGUCUUUUUAAUUAUUAAUGUGCGAGUUUCUUUUUAGAACCACAUUACGACUUUUUUACUUCCCAUGUACUUUGUGUUACCGUAAGGGAAAUGCAGCUAAGCUUUUCAGCAAAGGGACGUACGUAUUUCCCCAAUUAGGAUGGUGCAUUUACGACACGCAGAUUUCAUGGUGAAAAUAUGGAUUUAAAAUCAUGGAAAUGAUCUGCUACAUACACGUAGUGGCUCAUUUUAUACUGAUGAUCCUCAAUCUCGCCGGUGCGUUUGACGUACCGCCGCCUCGGGAUGUAAAAGUAGUACAAUCUGAACUACAGUGGCUGUCUCCCAGUAGUGACGACAAUGUCAUGUACACAGUGCAGUAUAAACGUGGCUCCGAACCAGUGGAUGACUGGCACAAUGUAACUAGCCACAAUGGAACAAAAUUUGCAAUAACUAAAGAAGUUUAUGGAGCAAUAUUCCGAGUGCGUGCAGAGAAAGAAGGCCAUGCAUCUGAAUGGCAAAUUUCAAAUCCGGUCCAGUGUGUACAUCUUAACGUCUGCAUUCCUUUGAUGACUGUGAAUGUGAAACCAGGAAAGACGUACCUGUCUAUGUCACAUAUGGACAAGAGCUUUGAAAAGGAAUAUGGAGUUAAUAUCGCAUUUAAUAUAUCAUCUUGGAAAGUAGUUACUGGAGUUUACUCGGAGGUACAGUUUAAUGUUACAAAUAAUAAGAAUGAAGUCAUUCUUAAUCUGGAAUCAGGGCAGAUGUACUGUUUCCAGGUUCAGUAUUCAUUUUACAAUAAGCCGUAUGGAAAUACCAGCGAACAACAGUGUGUUAUCAUACCAGAAACACCUGAGGAGGCGAAGAGGCGUACCUUUCUCACCACUAUACUUACUACAUUUUGUAUUUUAACCCUGUGUGGUUGUUGCAUUUUUUUACUUUUCAAGAACCACAAAAAGUAUAAACAGCUCUUAAGACCCCCUGUGGAGUUUCCCGGACACCUUCGAGAGUUUUUGUCUCAGGAGUUUUCUCAGCAACCAUCUCCAAGUCCCAGCUUUCAAAGUUUAUGGUCUUGUGAUGUUAUCACAUUAAUAGACAAUGUCAGUACGGAGGAGAAUGGAAAAGAGAGAAUAUCUUGAUUCUGGUUAUAGAGAUUGUGAUUGUUAUUGUGUUUUUACACUCUUUAAUGUUUUCUAUUGAUCGAUGAACAUCCUUUUGCAUGUCACUAACCAGCUCACUAAUUCAGAUCUGUGCUUCAAAGGCUUAUUACUUAAUACUGGUUUUGAAUGCAAAAAAAUGAUCUUUUCACUUGAGCAUUAAGUUAAUAUUCCUGUAAUUUUGGUUUGUCUAAUUUGAUUAGAUUACACUGCAAUGUUUGAAGGUUAUUGUACUUUAACACUAAAGAUGACAAUUAGCAUUCAGUUUUAAGAGCUGUAAAUCACAUUUGGCAGUUAAUCUUCAUAAGCACAAUCUGUAGUUGGUUGGGCUCAAGACAAUAGGUUCAACUCGAGAGAACAACCAAAUUCUUAAAUAAACUCAUGAAAUAAGUGAAGACAUAUGAGAUAACAAAACUGCAAAUUAUUGUCUUUAGAUAGAACACCACUAUCCUUUAUUCAGUAUUCUUGUAUUUUUCAUUUCUGAUUAAUUUUCUUUUUUUGGUUGAUCAUAAUUUCAAAAUAUUGUGUUGGAGCAUUUUCCUAACACCAGAACAUAACAAUGUUACGAUAAUGUAUUAACAUCAUGUUCGUUCAGAAUUUAUUUAUGUCCUAGUAAUGUUUUAUAUGACAGUGGGCGGUGGCAUUUUGACGGGCACUAUCAAGUAGUGAUUUUGAGUACAAAUGUGGUUAGGCUGUAUGUACAUGUAAAAGAUGAUGAAAUGUCCUGUUUGAAUUAAUUUCAUAUGAUGUAAUCAGAGACGCAUUACUGCUGUGCUGUGUUGUUGCAAAUCUUUUAUAAUUGAAAGAGAAAACAAACUACUGUGUUUACUGAUAAACAUUGAUUUGUCUGAUGAUUUUUAAAUGUUUGUGUGCAACUGUGAAUAGGUCCUUAUUGUUAUCAAGGGAGUUGGUUCUUCGAUGAAUAUUGUUGCAUUUUUUUUAUAAUUAAUACUGAUUUGCUGCUUUUUACAAACCUCUUUCACAAAUGUGAUGUAGAUCAAAGUAAAUAAAAAGGCAACAAAG